AUGUUAAUUAGUCGUGAUUAUUUGGAGUUUCAAGAGUACUCAACACAGAAUGGGCAAAAAGAACGCUCGGUGCUUUGUUUAGAAGUUCUCGCUGCAGCUAAUCAAAACAAGGACUUCCAGCCGAAAGCCACCAAGUUUCAGAAGAUCAGCGUAAUGAGAGGUCGCCCAAUCAAUACUUGCGACAUUCGAGGCUGCAACGGACUUCCCUAUCCGGAAAAAUUGACCCGAGGUACCAAGGCUGCCAUGGAAACGUCCGAAAGACCCAUAUAUGUGGAAGUCGAGAGAGCGACGUGCGAGAGUGAACGAAUUACGCUGGCACUAAAACCGAUGUCCAGCAGGCUAGCAGUCUUUGACACAGUAAAGAACUUGGCUGAAGAACAGGGCACCAUCGUGUAUCCGCAACUCCCAAGCGUUCCUGUUCGCCAUGGAUUUUCGACAUGA
Caenorhabditis remanei is the source of this 441-nucleotide messenger RNA. RefSeq lists its product as uncharacterized. The record is from RefSeq and is a predicted model, not a curated record. Bases 1 to 441 code for a protein of 146 amino acids. The transcript has 2 exons. NCBI's taxonomy places the organism in Eukaryota, Metazoa, Nematoda, Chromadorea, Rhabditida, Rhabditidae.